CGUAUGGUUAAGUAAAGCAGCGAAUGAGUAUUAUUGUUUUGCGGUGAGGUUGAUCUUGAAAUUUAUGUUUGCAAAGGAUUCCUAGAAACUCUUGCGUGGAUUUACACAGUGUAGAUACAGUCACGCGGAUUAUUUAUUAAAUACUAUAUCGACCAUAGGUACCACCAUCUGUUCUAUCAAACCUAUCGUGACAUUUCGAGACGAAAACAAACAAUUAGUUCUGUGCGAUCUUUCUCGAAUAGCGUGUCGUGUAUUAUAGAGUGUACGUUGCAGAUAAAUAUAUCGUUGGGAGUAAUAUUUCAAUUUCCAUCACUCUCGGUUUAGCACGCGUUUACGUAUCGUUAUACGCAUUACAGUAAGUGCCGUGCAUUUCCUGAUUAACGGCAAGUGAACAAUAGAGGUUAGCGUCUGAAAAAUAGUUCAAGGAUUCGCAUUGUGUGACGAAGUGUCUUCUAACGUAUUUUAUCAUACACUUUUUUUUCACGAGACUUGCGCCAAAAACGUAUAUGUUACACAACGCCGAUGCUUUUGUGAGAUUCUUCAUAAGCACUGCCUGUGAAGACGUACACUCGAAGGCCAAAGCACGUUCUCUUCAGUUCUCGGUGGUUCCAAAUGACAAAUGCAAUGGGAGGAACGAAUCUCCAUACACCUCCAUCCAUAUUUCAACAUAUGAUGAGUCAGCAAAAUACAUCACAACAACCAGAGACAUGGAUGCAAAUGCCACAGGUGCCACCAAUGUCUAUACCAUGGAGUGUACCAUCUCUCCAACAACCAGAAUUAGUCAGAUUUACCGGGGGACCAAGUUUCGAAUCAGUUCUUCAUCAGAAGAGAAAACUUGAGACCUGCGAUCUGCUAGAUAUGAGACAAACGAAACAGUUUAUAACAGAAGAAAAAAUGGCUGCACAUUUUAAAGGUUUACAUAUUAGUUCCAAUUAUCAACAGUCUUCAGUGCCAUCAACUUCAACAGCUGACUCACAACCAGUUAAUCCUAGGGAGUUGAAUAUGGAACUAGAAUUGGAUGCAGCUAAUGCAGAUCAAAUCAAAACUGGACCCAGGCUAGUUCUUUCAGAGGAACUGAAGAGAAUCCAACAAGAACCAAUCCUUCCAAAUUCCUUGUUAUCCAAAUUGGAAAGGCCCUCCAUGGCUUUAGUCCUUUGGGAACCACCGAGCAAGCAUCUUCGUAUAUUUCCAACUAGAGAUACACCAACUCCGAUUCCUAAUGCAUCCGACGAUAACAAUAACAACAAUAAUAACAACAAUAAUAAUAAUAACGAAGCGAUUGCUGAUCUGAAUCAGACGAUAUCGAGCAAUUCAUCAAUUUUCGAGCCAAUGGAAUUAUGAAGGCAAUUCGUUAGUGAGUUACUUUUACAUCUUUGUAUAUCGUUAGCAAACGAAGAACGCGAUAUCGAGUUGUAUUACGUACGAAAGUUAAAAAAAACGAAAGUUAUACAUUAUAUUUUUUAUCUGACAUUACAUGUUUGUGUAAGGUUGUGCGAGAUAUAUGGAAUGAAGCCUUUCUAUUAAAUAGAACUAUUCUCUACUAGUUACCUAAUUAUUUAGUUAUUUGAGACAUAUGUACGUAUCAAUUAUUAUAUAAAGAUAAAAGCUAAAGAUCAAGUUCCUUUCAUAUAAUAUGAUUUGUGUGUGAAAAUUGAUUAAAGAUAAAAAGGAAAUAUAAAAAUGGGAUUCGUUAAUAAAUACGUUCAUGGGUUUAAUGUGAAA
Messenger RNA from Bombus huntii, 1722 nucleotides. Its product is annotated as homeobox protein 10-like. Lineage: Eukaryota; Metazoa; Arthropoda; Insecta; Hymenoptera; Apidae. The record is from RefSeq and is a predicted model, not a curated record. The transcript is spliced from 4 exons. The coding region runs from base 613 to 1341 and encodes 242 amino acids.